GGCGGCAGCAAGGCAAAGGCGGCAGCAAGGGCAAGGGCAUGGCGACCGGCGAGAAACCGCCAUUCGAUCCUGCACCGGAAGCAAAGCAGAUGGAACUGGAGAAGAACAAACCAGCGUACAGAUGGUUGCUGCAUGGACAAGAGGCGGAACCUUUGGGGUACAACAACUAUUGGCACAAGUGCAAGAUGUGUGGUAGAUUGUGGACAACGUCCUACACACAUGUUGUCGCUCAUUUCACAGCACGGAGGGACCCACGUUCCAGGCGGACCGGGGAGAUCCUCCAUGUCCUCGCCAACAAGGGGGCGAAGAUCGAGUGCCCCAUCACGCGUAGAAUCAUCCAGUUGUACCAACGGGAUAACAACAUCGCAGACGGAUCAAAUCCACAACCUGUGGUAGACACUGCGGAGGAAGGCACCUUGGCGGACUUCAUAGUGUCGCCGUCAGCGCCAGGCAGAGAGGCUGUUGGCGAGAGUGUGGAUGGGCCUGGUGGGGUGACAGAUGACAGAUGCACCGGUCGUGAGGGAGGAGCGGACCCAUCCGUCACAGGAUCUGUGACAACACGGUCAUCCACCAAGUUGCAGCAAGCUUCCAUCCGACGCUGGACAGAGAACACCUCGCAGCAGCGCUUGGACGUCGUGUGGGGAUUUCAUUUGUAUGAACAUGGGGCUUCAUUCAACUACAUGACAGGGGAGAAGACGCAGGAGCUUCAUGAUCUACAUAACAAUUCGCUCGGAGAGGUGGAGGCAGUCGUGGAUAUCAUGUACCCGGUGUACGAUCUGCUGCGGAAGAUGGACAAGAGCAGAACCGUCCCAUAUCAGUUGUGGGGGUUUGAGGACGCGUUGAUAAAGCAGAUGGCCACCAUUACCAGCAUCACACCGGCACGACAGGAGUCCAUUGCGAAGAAAGUGAGGAAGCGCUGCAAAAUGAUGUGCCAACCGGUGCAUGCAGCAAACCUUCUCUUCAAUCCCGCGAAGCGGGACCCUCGUUGGUUGCACGACCCCAGGUGCCCGCUUGUGCAAAACGCCAUGAAGUUUUCGUUGUCUCAAUGCAAGGAGGGGGCGAUAUGGGGGUGCAAGGAGCAUCUCCACCUGUGGGAUGAUAUGAAACUGUUCCACAAAGAGCCACAGGGCAAUUCGAGCCUGCCACUCGCAAAGCAAGACAGUUUGUGGACUGACUUUGCCAAGUUCGACAACAGACUCGACAAGCACACCGCAUCAGCUUGGUGGAGCUGCCACGGGAAGAGUCACCCGAAUCUGCAGCGCAUUGCAGUUCGUGUGACUGCGAUGUGGAGCACGACCACACUGUGCGAGCGCAACUGGUCCACUUUGGACCUUGUGCAUGAGAAGAGGAGAAACCAACUUUCCAGUGACACAAUAAACAAGCUUGUUUAUGUGCACUGGAACCUCCAAUUGUUGAAGGUGAAGAACAAGAAGGCGGAGGGCUUCAUCGACAUGUGGGCUGAUUUCUUCGGUGCGGACGACCCUCUACUUGCUGCAGAUCCUGUCAUUCAUCCCGACGAUGCGCAGCCGUCAGCGGAAAAGGUGGCUCAGCGGGAUCGCCUGAGGAAGGUGCCGUAUGGGAGGCUUCCAAAGGUGGGGAGGGUGGAUGAGUCCAGCGAGACCGGCAACAGCGAUGAUGGGGAGGAUUUGGUAUGGAGGGGGAAGGGGAAGAAAAGAAAGGAGAAGGAAUAUACUGAUGACGAGGUUGUGCGAGCGAUGGCACAAGCACUUGCAAAGAGAGAUCAUGCCAUUGUGAUGCAGCGUGUGGAGAAGGAGGCAGCGAGGCGUGUAACUGUUCCCUUUCAGACCGGAGAAAGAGGAGGGUACUUGGGGGAGGGACUCGAUGCUGCACCAACGGAAACAGGAAGUGGGGCGCAAACUGCAAUUGUGGCUACUGCAGCAGGUGGGCAACAAACCGAAGUGGCGGUGGGGGCCACAACAUCCGGUUCGCAAACAGGACAUAAGUUGACCGAAACGCAACAGCAACGUGAGAAUACAUCCGACGAACUGAACGAGGAAGAACAAGAAGACGGGCAUGGUGCACGUGGCAGGCCCAAUGUAGCGCAUGUGUACAAGAGGCGGACGCAUGAAGCCACUCCAGGCCCACCUCUCGCUGUGCCCACAGAAGAGUCUCAACCUGACUUCCCUACUUUGGUUGUUGAAUUGCAGCACGACAAUCUUGAGAAGAGCACGGUGGGAAGGAAGAGGAAGGUGGUGGAACAGGCUGCACCAAUCGCUACAGCAAAGAGGGGACGGGGAAGACCUCAGAAACCACGACCUGAGACGGUCUGUCAACCGGAAGAACUUGCCCCUCAGAGACAGCAGAAAUAGCGGCGGGCAAAGAAGAACCCCUAUGUCAUUGAAGAUGAUGGCGAUGCCUCGGAUCACUCGAGGGACAACAACAGCAGUGGCGACGACGACCCCCACUCUGACAAUGAAUGGCAUUAGAUGUU
Messenger RNA from Chara braunii, 2452 nucleotides. The record is from the annotation of a GenBank genome assembly. NCBI's taxonomy places the organism in Eukaryota, Viridiplantae, Streptophyta, Charophyceae, Charales, Characeae.